Messenger RNA from Mesorhabditis belari, 408 nucleotides. NCBI's taxonomy places the organism in Eukaryota, Metazoa, Nematoda, Chromadorea, Rhabditida, Rhabditidae. The record is from the annotation of a GenBank genome assembly.
AUGUUGCUUCAGUAUGAAGAUCAAGCUGAAUUUGAUACUGCUUAUCGCCUUAACCUCUGUGCUGAGUUUGAAGAUGCACUCAAGUUUGGCAAUUUUGUAGAAACACUCACAAGGGUUGCUGGCUAUCAUCAGGUACAGCAUCCCGAUUGCGAGUUAUCGACAAAUGCCACUUCUGACUCUGAGAAUGAAGAUGAUAUGGGUGAAUCCGACAUACGUGAAAAUAUCUUGAAUCAACAUCACAUUGUUGAAUCGGGAUCCGAAAAGGAGAUGAAUCCGCUGAUUAAGUUGACUGAAGGACAGCCUUUUCGGCAAACCCGCCUGGUCGUACCACUAGGGGUCGCAUUCGAUACCUUAUUCGCAACGUCACUCUUCAAACUGUGGUUGGUGCCCGUGGUGCUGCUCAAUAUG